Molecule: messenger RNA, 745 nt
Organism: Arabidopsis arenosa
Lineage: Eukaryota; Viridiplantae; Streptophyta; Magnoliopsida; Brassicales; Brassicaceae
Source: the annotation of a GenBank genome assembly
AAACAAAUACCAUCCAAUUUUAGGCAAAUUUUAAUUGUUUAUGUGCCCAUAUGGUGACAUCGAAGGAACUAUGGCGGAGGAACAUCGAUGCGAGACACCAGAAGGUCAUCGUCUUUGUGUUAACAAUUGCGGUUUCUUCGGAAGCUCAGCGACAAUGAAUCUUUGUUCAAACUGUUACGGCGAUCUCUGUCUCAAACAACAACAACAAGCUUCCAUGAAACCAACCGUCGAAUCAUCUCUCUCUCCGGUGAUCGCACCUGUUCUUGAAAAUUACGCGGCGGAGUUAAAGAUCCCGACGAAGAAGACGGAGGAGAAAAAGCCGGUUCAAAAUCCGACGGAGCAACCUCCUCCUCCGCCGCAACGGCCGAAUCGAUGCACCGUGUGUAGGAAACGGGUCGGGUUAACCGGAUUUAUGUGCCGGUGCGGGACGACGUUUUGUGGGAGUCAUAGGUAUCCGGAGGUUCAUGGUUGCACGUUCGAUUUCAAAUCGGCGGGACGUGAAGAGAUCGCGAAAGCUAAUCCGUUGGUUAUAGCGGCGAAGCUUCAGAAAAUAUGAAUCGGAGCCGUUUUGGUUUACCGUUGUUGACCUGAGAAGAUUUCGAUGUUCUCGGUGGAUCUCAGCCGUUCAUUAUGUUAUUGUAUUACGGACACGUGUCACGCGAUUAAGGCUGAGAUGGUUUCGUUUCGUCAUGAACUUUUUAAUUAUUUUCUUUGUUUAUUUCCGAAAGAAAUUAAAGUUUUUAUA